Molecule: messenger RNA, 700 nt
Organism: Chanos chanos (milkfish)
Lineage: Eukaryota; Metazoa; Chordata; Actinopteri; Gonorynchiformes; Chanidae
Gene: tmem179ba
Product: transmembrane protein 179Ba
Exons: 5
Coding region: 1-660 (219 amino acids)
Source: RefSeq, a predicted model, not a curated record
AUGGCGCUGCCGUGGCUACUAUUGCUGGAGCUCACCCUCUACGGCAGCUGUUUUGUGUGCGGGAUUAUCACUGCUGCCUCGGUUACAAUCUCUCAGGGUAACUUUGGUGGAAAGUGUAUGCUCUAUGGUACUGUGACAUUCAAUAGCACGGUUCUAAGCGUCAGUUCGUCCAGUUCCCCCUCACUUUGCUAUUUCGUGUCAGCCAUCUCUGUGUGUGUGGCUAUCUGCUGCUUCUCUCUCUCUCUCUACUGGGUCUACACCAGCUGCAUGGAUGGAGACGUACAAAGAAACAGGUUUUGGAUGAAUAUCACCCUUGGAGGAUGUGGGGUUUUCCUCUUCUUCCUCCUCAUUACGGGAUGCAUACUGAAAAUAGGAAGAGACAGUCUGUGCUCCUCUGUUACCCAACCAGCGCACAACAUAUCCAGGUGCGAUGACGCCCAGAACAAGCAAUGGGAGUCGCCUUACAACGGGAAUCGGUUCUACUCCAGGCUCCACAGCGCAGAGGUGGCAGUGUGGGUGAAUUUUUUCUUCUGGCUCAUCAUCGCAGCCCUAGUCUUGCUCCAACGUAGACAGGUAUCUGAGUUCAGGACAGGAGGGGAAGAUUCUGGUGCUAGCCCCUCAGAAACAGAACCCAUCUUCGGACGCCCGGGCCGACCUUAACGACCCACUACGAACACGACCCGACCAGAUGGAUACCCGC